Molecule: messenger RNA, 852 nt
Organism: Cyphellophora europaea CBS 101466
Lineage: Eukaryota; Fungi; Ascomycota; Eurotiomycetes; Chaetothyriales; Cyphellophoraceae
Exons: 1
Coding region: 1-852 (283 amino acids)
Biological process (GO): regulation of translational initiation
Cellular component (GO): cytoplasm
Molecular function (GO): protein binding
Source: RefSeq, a predicted model, not a curated record
AUGUCGACGGUCAACGAUGCGCUAAACGACGAGUGCGAAGCGCUGAACUCCAUAUACGGCGACGAUACCAUAACAAUUACGGGCAGCUCUCCUGACACGGCCAUAUUGAAAUUCCCAAACCAGCCGUUCUCCUUCCUCCUCGAGUUCCCUCAAGAAUAUCCCGAUGUACCGCUGCAUAUCACCGGCACUCAUUCAACGGGGAACACGGCAAGAGGCGCGGGUGAAGUCGCGGUGACAGCUCUGCAUGGAAUAUUAGGCAACGUAUAUAGGCCUGGUGACGUUUGCCUAUUCGACCUUGUUGAAGAAGGCGGGCCGGCGUUAGAAGCGCUAGCUGGUCAGCAUGGCGAGGCUCAAGAUACCACAAAAGAUGCUACGGACAGGUCAGCUACAAGUGAACAUGGCGAGGAGCUGGCGCUGACAAGCGAUCCAGCUGCCAACCUGCCACCUCCGCAGUGGGCCAUCACUGAGGCGACGACAGUGAACAAGUCUGUCUUCGUGGCUCGAGCGUGUCAGGUCUCGUCCAUGACAGAUGUCACAAACGCUGUAUCACAUUUGAUAUCGUCCAAUAAGAAAGUUGCGGGAGCUACACACAAUAUCAAGGCCUGGCGGUUCAAAAACGAGUCUGCCGCUACCACGCAGGACUAUGAUGAUGACGGUGAGUCAGCUGCCGGAGGCAGGAUGUUGCAUCUGAUGCAGCUCAUGGACGUGUGGAACGUGCUUGUGGUGGUGACUAGGUGGUAUGGUGGAGUGAAGCUGGGCCCUGACAGGUUCAGGGUCAUAAACAACGUUGCCCGCGAAGCUCUGCUGAUCGGAGGCUACGUAAAGGAGGAGAAGACGAAGUCAAAGAAAUGA